Neurospora tetraspora is the source of this 1951-nucleotide messenger RNA. RefSeq lists its product as uncharacterized. Bases 233 to 1636 code for a protein of 467 amino acids. The record is from RefSeq and is a predicted model, not a curated record. The transcript has a single exon. Lineage: Eukaryota; Fungi; Ascomycota; Sordariomycetes; Sordariales; Sordariaceae.
GAGGGAGCAGAUCUCAGGGUUAGGGUCACGAUAAGAUCAUCCAUGAUAAGAUGAAUAAUUUUGGCGGGGUUACAUCCGGCAAAUGUAAACUGCACUAAUCGAUGCCGCCGGCAUUUGAUAAUGGAGAUAUCAACAAACUUACACUCCAAGGGUUGCCAAAUUCGAACUGAUGAAAAGCUAAAUACCAACCACAACAGCAUCAACCAAGCUGAUAAAUUUGUGAAAAGCGAAAAUGGUCCAAGGAAACUGUGCCGCGAAGGGCAACGGCAAGGGCAACCACGGUGGAGGAUCCCGUAGGCCCUCAUCCCACAGAUCUCGAAAGUGCAAUCUCAACCGGAACGGCAACGACGGCAGGAGAACACAGCAACCGGGCACUAAGCAGGAGUCGAUCAAGGAAGAAGAUGAAGACGAACAAUACGAACCCUUCCCGGUGCUCGACAAGAAACACCAGCAGAUCAUCCUCAAUGUCUUUCGAGAUACUUUCUCUGAUGUCCUCUUUUCCGACACCUUCACCUCCACUCUCCAGGCCGUGAAGCAAGCCCUCUAUGAGCGCGAGUUCGCAAAGGCGUUUGGUGACCCCGAGUACUUGGCUGUGUAUACGACUCGCUGGAGCCCUACUCGCGCUUUGUGCUAUUCUUCUAUCUUGAGCGGGAUCAGGAAACAUUUGGAUUCGAUCAUUGUUGAGGAGGAGGAGGAGGUGGUGGAGGUCACCACCCCGUUAGAAGGAGAACAAAAACAGGAAGAAGAAGAAGAAACCGAAACACCAAAAGACGACACAGAAGAAGACUCCCUCGCCUCCCAAACCGCCAACCUCUCCCUCUCCCCUCCUCAAAAAACAACAACUCCCAAACUCAACAUCCUGAGCAUAGGCGGCGGCCCAGCCGAGCUCGUCGCCCUCGGCUCCUUCCUCAACCAACAACCUUCAAAAUCUCUGUCAGGAUCCAUAACCCUCCUCGACUCCGCCCCCUACUCCCCCCUCCUCUCCCUCCUGCAAACCUCCCUAACCACCACCCCUCCCAUCUCCAAAUACGCCAGCGCCGCCGCCAAGGCCGCCAACGUCCCGCUCCUGUCCCCCGCCUCGCGGAUCUCGUCGAAUUUCAUCCAGCAGGAUGCGCUAGAGCUAGGGAAGGAAGGGUUCUCCCGUGUGUUGUUGGCGGAUAAGAAGGAUAAGGAUGUGGUGCCAACGUUGGUGACAUUACUCUUCACCCUCAACGAACUCUUCACGUCCUCGGGCAUCGGCCGCACCACCAAGUUCCUUCUGGACUUGACCGCCUCUUUGGCUUUGGGGUCAUUGUUGCUUGUUGUCGACAGCCCGGGUUCUUACUCGGAGACGACAGUGGGCAAGGAUGCGUCCAAAAAAUAUCCUAUGGCUUGGCUUUUGGAUCGGGUGCUCUUGGCUACUGACAAACAUGGCAAAGCGACGGCGGUGGUGGAGGGCAGGAAGUGGAGGAAGUUGGAGACGAGAAAGUCCAGCUGGUUUAGGCUGGCGGAGGGGAGAGGCGGGGAACCGGGACUGGAUUAUCCGAUUGGGUUGGAGAAUAUGAGGUAUCAGUUGCAUUUGUAUCGGUUGGUGGAUGAGAAUGCGCCGGAGGAGGAGGAGGAUAGUGAGGGGAGUGAGGGGAGUGAUGAGGAGUGAUGGGGGUGGAAUGGAGCGUUGGAUGGGAAAAAUGGGAAUGUAUCUGGAUGGAAAAGUACUGGUGGCUGGUCUCUUAAUGGGUGUUUCAGGAGUUUUAAAAGGUUAUUGUGUUGGUAUGUUAUGAUAUCUAACUAUCCUGCCUGUGUGUUCGUGCACCUGAUAUCCUUCGACCGGCGCUCCCUUCUCGCUGAAAAAGGAACAGUAUUCGGUACCUUCAUGUGCUUGCUUGGCCACAACUCGUUGACCUCUGGCACCGUCGCCACAACCCUCGUGCCUGUACUAGACGUACAUCGUUAAGCCCAGAUCAUCUUCUUG